CUGGCAAUGACUAGAUGACCAGCCACUACACACACCAGCAUCCUGUCCUGGAGCCUUGACAGGAGGGGACAAGAAAAAUCCCCACACACUCAAAGGCAAAACACUCUCUUCAAACAAUCCCACAUCCACUGGAUCAUGUCGUCUACUGGGUCAACCUACCACAACAAGCGACUGGCAUCGGAGACAGACAACACUCAGAGGGUGUUAGACAAUGAUUCUGCCCAGCACCUGAAGAUGCGGGAGAGACAGCGCUUUUUUGAAGAGGUCUACCAGCAUGAUGUAGACAACUACUUGCCCUCUGCUCACCUGCAGAUCGACUGCAGGAAACCUCCCAUGGGCAGCAUCUCAUCUAUGGAGGUAAAUGUGGAUGUCCUAGAGCAGAUGGACCUGAUGGACAUAUCUGACCAGGAGGCUCUCGACGUGUUUCUUAACUCAGGCUCUGGAGCAGACGAGGGAGCGCUGGCAUCCCCACUACCAGAGUGUGAGGACGAAGACGAAGAUGAGGAGGAUGAAGAUGCAGAGGUUGUCUACAGGGAACGUGCACCUUUGAAACGGCAAAAUGAAGUUUGCCGUGGCUCAAAGUCUCGCAUGUCCUCUACAUCGUCUGGCUCAAGUGACACCAGCGGGGCUGGAGUGGAUACACCCGUGAUCCAGUCGGACGAUGAAGAAGUCCAUGCUGACACUCUGCUGCUUACCUCUGUUCCCCAAACCAGGGAUGAAGAAACAGAGGAGGAAGAUGAGGAGGAAAGAUGCCUUUCAACUAAAUCCUCAUAA
Messenger RNA from Seriola dumerili (greater amberjack), 774 nucleotides. Its product is annotated as dysbindin-like. NCBI's taxonomy places the organism in Eukaryota, Metazoa, Chordata, Actinopteri, Carangiformes, Carangidae. The transcript has 4 exons. The coding region runs from base 136 to 774 and encodes 212 amino acids. Gene Ontology annotation, cellular component: cytoplasm. The record is from RefSeq and is a predicted model, not a curated record. Gene Ontology annotation, biological process: negative regulation of protein kinase activity.